UUGAACUUUUGACGUGAACUUGACUAAAACUUCUUACGACUUAACCAAAAUAUUUGAGUUUUUACUAGAAUUAAUACAAUAAUAUUUGUUAUUUUAUAUAAAUAGUAUUAUAUUUAGUGGAACAUAAAUUAUUAUAAUCAUGGUUUGAAUAAUUUGUUCAUGUGCUCGGUGAAAUUUGUGAACAUACUUUCAACGUAAUUUAAGGAAUUUGAGUGAUUCAGAAAUGGAGGUAUAACCAAAGAACUAGAUGAGAAAUGUUCCAAAAUGGCGGAAUUCCUACCCCUUUGCGAUGUUCUAUUCAACGUCAUAUCCUUAGCUGGAUAUUUCUGCGACGUUGUGUUCGACCUCGUAAUGGGUUAUGCGCUUCUUGAGAGAGGCUACAAAUGUACAUUUGCAGCUACUAUUUCUAUAGUCAUUACUUCCCUUCUUAUAUCGCAGGUGCUUUCAAUUCGUUGGUAUCUACAUAUGUGGUGGGCGAAUGAGGAUCGUAAGGAUCGGCCGCCCUGGUUGCCUAUAUUGGUUCAUUGCCUGCAAAUGGGUGUUCUGUGGCGCUAUGCACGAUUGUUGGUACCGGUUGAGCUGAGGAGGGUUAAACAUCAAGUUAGGGAUUUAUGUAUGUUACGUUUGGUUCACGCGUUCUGCGAGGCGGCUCCGAUGCUGCUUUUGCAAAUACACAUCUUACUUAAGAAUGCUGACUUAGAAACAUCGAACGAAUUGACACUUACAGAACCCACUGUCGAUGAACCAUCAGCCAACAAGGCGUUCGCUGAUUUGAACGUGAUAUCAGCGUCGCUGUCUUUGUUUUCUGUGUGCUGGGCUCUCGCUAGCUUCAGCAAGAACGUGCGUCUGCAGAACGUUCACCGUCUGGUACUGACGUGGCUGGGAGUAAUUUUUCAGUUUCUUUGGCGUCUCGGCACGGUAUCGGCUAGGAUAUGUGCCUUGAGCGUUUUCGCUUUAGUUUACGAAUAUUGGGUGUUUCUAGUUAUAAGCCUACAUUGGAUAUCUAUGUUUUUAUGGUUGAUAUCACCAAAGAACGUUUUCCACGGUGAACGGAUAAGUCGUCCACGUAAAGCAUAUUUGUCAGCGCUGAUAGCUUUUGUGUAUGUCUUCGCGUACAUUAAUCUUCAAGAGCACAAUCACAGGCAGAAAAUGGUCGUGUUCUACUGUGUGAUGUGUGUCGAGAACUGUGUGUUGGUGACCGCCUGGUGGUGUUCGUGGCGAGGGUCGCUCCGUCCCCAGGCGAUUGCAGCUGCUGCAGCUGGUGCGGCUGUUGCAGGUCUCGCCUGCAUGCUGCUCUAUUACAGAUAUUUCCACGUCCGCAGAUUAGGCUACAUGCUAGGCGAACAUCAACAGGGAACUAACAGUACGAAUGCGUCGUCGCAAAAUAAAAAUGAAAAGCCAAAUCAGAACGACAACGCGACUAUACCGGGAGUUUUUAACUGUAGAUUUUCAAAUCCAGUCAACAACAGCGCAGCAAACGGUCGUAAGAAGAAGAAGCCGACGUCCUUUGUACCGCCUCCCGCGGCCCAACCUGUAGCUUUUUGGAGGAGGCCCCUUCCAACCGCACACAACCAUCACGGUGGGUCUUCAGAAAACGAAGGAUCAAGUGUCGGCUCGCGUGUGAACAUUCAACAGAAAUUACAAGAAAAGAAACAAAAGCAGCUAGCGGAACUAAGGGUCAUAGAAGAAGAAAUAAAACAAGGGAAAUUGGCAAAGACGACGCCGGUAGCCGCCGAAGAAAUAUACAGCAGUCUGCAAAGACAGCCGAUACCCAGAGCGAAAACGCACGCAGAACCACCGGCGUGGCCUAGUAUAGAAAUGACGCACUCCUACCAGAACUACCCCGUCUUACCCCACAACUGCCACGUCUACCCCACAUACACGGAAAUAAAACCUGAAUACAAUCAAAACUUCCAACCCAACGAAAAAAUACAGAACAUAUACAAUCAGGAUUCUAGAUCCUUCUACGAGAACCCGGCGAACCUGCGCAACGAGGUCAACAGGCAACUCAGAUCACCGAACUACUUGGAGCGGAAAUAUGAAUCCAAUGUAUGCAUCAACAACAGUCCCAGGAAAUACAUAGCCGACAAUAAUUACGACCAAACGAGGACACAAUACUCGGGUGACAGGCAGGAUUUCACUUACGAGGACAAUCAGACGUACAAUAAGGACGAAUAUUCCUUACACAACGCUAUAAACGUGCAGGGCAUGUACGACUGUAGUCAAUAUAACCAAAACUGCGAGAGGUUCCCUUAUCUGGGCGGCAAGAUGGAACAGAUAAGGAAGGUCCAGCGGUGUAGGACCCCUGAAAUAUUAUUGGCACCGCAUUAUCUAGAGGGAUGCAAUAGACAAUUUUGUAACUGGGCGCCUUACACCAAUAGGAAAAAGGAGGAAGUGGCGGGUGCUGGUGCGGGUGCGGGUGUGGGUGUGGGUGUUGGUGCGAAUGUGGGCGCGGCCGUGGGUGCAUCGGGGGUGAACACGGCUACGGUCGAGAGUAGCGAGGAAUCGGGUGACAAGAGAGAUACUCCGCGCCCUCCUAGUGAUAUCGAUAGUCAGAUAUCUCUUCCCCGUUCGUACACCCUGCCACGUGAGUUUCGUUACUGGCGCCGUCGUCCGCGACCAGCUCCAUCGAACAACAGCAGUGAUGGUGAUGUAGAUAGCGCUGAUAACGACAGCGAUCACCGCUCCAACUGUUCUGCGGGCUCUCAGAUACAGCCGCCUACAUACGGGGAAUUCCCGUACGGGCCGCGACACGAAUACGACUACGCGUGUCCGGGGCGACGGCGACUACGGAAACAGGGGCCCAAACCGGAAACUAAGCUAUAGAAUAUAUAUAUAGUUUUUUGUUAUUUUUUUCAUACAAAUCUAGAUAAUAUAGAAUUGUUACAAAAAUUACAACAAUAGUGUUAUAAUUAUUGUUAAGUCAUUAUUGUUUGAAAUGCGACCUCAAUAAAUGAUAUCUUUUUUCGCUGGCAACACUAUAAUAUCUGCCAAAUAGGAACUGUACUGAAAUCUUGAUACCGCCUUUUUAUGAAACCAUUUUUAUUUGUAACUGGUUACACUGCAUAUUAUGAACUUAUAUAAUCUGUGGGAAGUGAUAUAUCGCAACAUCCGUCCAUGACACUGAAACAUUGAGAUUUUCUAACUUUAAUAUAAAUAAUGCCAUUAAUUUUUUUUUUCUAUUAAUAAAUGUUAAUAUGUAAGUUGUAAAUGUAAAAUUUGUACUAUUGUAUAUUUGUAUAUUGAUGUACUUUUGUAGAAAAGAAUUAAUGAAUCCAAUGAAGAAUUU
Messenger RNA from Danaus plexippus (monarch butterfly), 3289 nucleotides. RefSeq lists its product as uncharacterized. Lineage: Eukaryota; Metazoa; Arthropoda; Insecta; Lepidoptera; Nymphalidae. The transcript has 15 exons. The coding region runs from base 265 to 2826 and encodes 853 amino acids. The record is from RefSeq and is a predicted model, not a curated record. Gene Ontology annotation, cellular component: plasma membrane. Gene Ontology annotation, biological process: apoptotic process involved in development; phosphatidylserine exposure on apoptotic cell surface; engulfment of apoptotic cell.